Messenger RNA from Neurospora tetraspora, 7934 nucleotides. RefSeq lists its product as uncharacterized. Bases 266 to 7861 code for a protein of 2531 amino acids. Gene Ontology annotation, molecular function: 1-phosphatidylinositol-3-phosphate 5-kinase activity; metal ion binding; ATP binding. The transcript has a single exon. Gene Ontology annotation, biological process: phosphatidylinositol phosphate biosynthetic process. NCBI's taxonomy places the organism in Eukaryota, Fungi, Ascomycota, Sordariomycetes, Sordariales, Sordariaceae. Gene Ontology annotation, cellular component: fungal-type vacuole membrane; endosome membrane. The record is from RefSeq and is a predicted model, not a curated record.
GACACCCAAACAACAAGACGAAACCUGAGCUAGACGGCGCCAGAACCGGCUAUCAGGCAUACAGACUUCAAGAUAUAACCCAUUCCAUGUCCAGGUUGCCGCCUUCGUGUUCCGCCUUUAUACCCUUCUGCGAUUGACUGACGAGUACCCAUGACCAUACCGCCUGCCCGACGUCACCUAGAGAGUGUACCUGAUAAAGGAUGGUUUCCGACCCUCUUCACCUCCUGGAUUAGCAACGACAUCUUUGUCGUCAGUUUCCGCCGAGAUGGCAUUCAAGCUCCCCCUUGGUCCCCUUUCGCGCUCCAACAAUGGCGACCAUUCCUCCGAGUCCGACUAUCCGGGCGGCCGUCGCGACUCCAUGGCCGCUCUCUCCAUCUCUUCCCAUGUCAACCAGGAACAGCUCGCUCAUACCCUUGACCGAAUUCACAAUACGGCAAGCCAGUCUGGGGUCCUGACCACCUUCAACGAUUUCGCCCCGCCUCCUCCACCUACUGUGCCUGUCGCCGAGAGCAAGGGAACUACGGGCGAGUUGGUACAACAAGGCUUGAGUGGUCUCUACAGCCGUCUUAAGGAGGUCGUCGGGGUGGCAGGGAAAUCUUUUGCCCAGGAGGCCGAAAGUUCUACUAACACCCAGGAUGCCGCGUCCAAGAAUCCCAAGAGCCCGAUUCCCAAUAGCUCCAACAACAGUAGCGCCAAGAUAUCGAUUCCCUCCCUUCCCAAGGGAGAUAGCUCAUCCAUCAAGUCGCCUUUUGAUGCAAAGUCACCCUUUGAUGCAAAGUCGCUCUUCAAUAACAAGUCACCCUUUGAGGCAAGGCACACCUUUGAUGGGCCCGCCUCUCUCGAGAUCCCACCCGCCAGGUCUGCCGGCACAUCACCGGUUUCGCCAACCACCAUACCGGCAGACCUCCAGUCCCCCUCACAGACAACCAGACCACCAUCACUUACUACGCUGCAGAGCCUCAAGACUGGAAACUCGAGCGCACAGACAAUUCCGAGGACGGGAAGGACGCCCCAGUCAACCACUGCCAGCCCUACCGUUGCCCCCUUCAUGGGAAAAGGGCCUUUCGAAAGGGAUAGUUCUAGGGGUCCUGCCAGACACCUCGAAGAGCCCUCAAGUUGGGGCUCUAGCCGGCGGAGCAUCAGCAGACAUGGUGACGGAUCCACGCCGCCUACCAUCGCCGUGAGAACAAGUGUAGAUAGCACGACGGCCGCUUUGGCGCGCAGUAGAAGGGAGGACGACGUGAGUAUCGACGGCGGCAUCGACAGCCCCAUGAGCCCUUCUAGGCCUAUACCAGAUGUGCGCAUCUCCUCUGCCUCGUCGCGCUUGUCCGAGACCAACCAAGUUAAGCGAAGGCCUGCCAUUAUUGACCGUAUAAGUCAGUCAAGAGGUCAUAGCCACUCCAGGUCCUCGUCUAUGGAACCCGGCAAGGCAGAGCCUAGCCCCAUUAGCACAUCAGCUCACAGCACUGUCUAUCAUGACUCUUUUACUCAUAAUGUCAAACCACAGAGGUUGCAAUCUGGAGCCAUGAAAAUACCAGGCACCACCACAAACGAGGGAGCCCCCGAGGUCGUCAAUGCUAGACUAGAAAUGAUGAGGAAGCAGGUCCUGAGCAAAGAGUUCUGGAUGAAAGACGAAACCACCAAAGAAUGCUUUGCCUGCGGUAGCCCGUUUACUGCCUUUCGGCGCAAGCACCACUGCCGCACUUGUGGCUGCAUCUUCGAUUCAAAAUGCACCUCUACCAUUUCCGGGCAGAAGUUUGGCGUUCAGGGAACCCUUCGCGUCUGCAAGAAUUGCUUGGAGGUCAUAAACCGCCGCUAUGAAAGCGGAUCCGAUGAUUCAGCGGAUGAGCCCUUUUUGCCCACCAUCUUUCGUUCCAACCAGACUAAGCCGCCUCCUCUUCCAGCUAGACCUCAGGCGGAUGACGAGGUUAGUAUUGCCGAGCGAACGGAGCAAGCGAAUGACACAAGGUCCGCCAAAACGCCCAUGAUGGCGAUUCCAGCCACACGCCGAGUUGGUGAUAGCAAUCGUCACUCGGCCGUUCUGGAGAUUGAUAUGCCACAGCUCAGCCGCCCAGGAUCAUCUCGGUCGCUGAGAUCACUUGCGGCGGGCCGACCACAGUCGUCUAGUCACCGCAGGCUUCAUUCAAAACAUACCUUCUUGAAUAGAUUCAAGUCUACUACGACUGAUGACAGGGCGCCUUUUCGCAAGCCUGCCAGCGAAGAACUCGGGAGAAAAUCCAAAUUCAGCGCGUUCCACGACGACAAUAUCAUUGACCCAGAACUUGCCCCCUAUAUGUCGGACGAGUCAACCGAUGACGAACAAAUGAGUAGCAUAUUUGCAACCCUGAACAGCAAUGAUGUGCCAGCGGCCAGCCUUGAUCCCGACAAAGCCAGCAUGGGCUUUAGAAAACAUAGGUUCCGCCACGGCGAGAAGAGCAUCAGCGGACUUAGUUAUACCAGCAGAGGCCACGAAGACACUGGUUUACCAACUCUCAAUCUCCAUACCCGGCCAACCAGAAAGAGAAACCUCAGCACUGCAAGUGUCACGGGCCACCCGCUGCGGUCACCACGCCCGAGAUCUGGUAUCUUCAGCAUCAUGUUAAACACUGGUGCCUCAGCUGACGCCUUAUCUAUGUGGGAUAAUCCUGGAGUUGUCGAAGCAUCUGCACUCAGUAGAAGGGAUUCUUAUUUCGAGGGCAGGUCACCAACCGGUGGACUCAACCCCAUAAGCAUGAACCACGUCAAGAAGCUCUUCCGGCAGCUUUUGAACGACGCGGAAAUUCCCAACCCUGCAGCGUGGGAAAAGGCCCUCAUCCCAAUCCUUGACAGGUGUGCUGAUGACGUCGAUCCGGACGUCCGCAACGGAGAUGACAUGGACAUUCGACACUGGAUCAAGUUGAAAAAGAUACCCGGCGGCAAACCCGGCGAUACUGCUUACGUCCAUGGAGUUGUCUUUUCCAAGAACUUGGCCCUCAAGACCAUGCCCCGCAAAAUCGAGAAUCCCAAAAUCGUCAUCAUCACUUUCCCAAUCGAGUAUCAGCGGCACCAGGAGCAGCAUUUUAUGAGCUUGCAGCCGGUCAUAGAGCAGGAAAAGGAGUAUCUGAGGAUGGUGGUGAACAGAAUCCUAAACCUCGAGCCUCGGGUGUUGCUCGUCGAAAAGAACGUUUCUGGCGUGGCUUUACAAUAUCUUUCGGAAGCCGAGGUCGCGGUCGUGUAUAACGUCAAGCCGUCAGUUAUUGAGGCUGUCUCCAGAAUUGCCAACAUUCCUAUCAUUUCAUCCAUGGAUAUGCUAAGCUUGGGUGCCCGCGUCGGAACCUGUCAAAAUUUCGAGGUCAAGACCUUUGUCAACAAGGAGCUCAAAGGAAGGAAGAAGACGUACAUCUUCAUCUCCGGCUGUCCGAAAGAGCGCGGCUGCACUAUUGCUCUUCGCGGUGGGUCAACUGAGAUCCUAUCCCGCAUGAAGAGGAUCACCGAGUUCAUGGUUUACGUGGUUUACAACCUCAAGCUCGAAUCCUGCUUGAUGCGCGAUGAAUUCGUUCAUGUGCCUCCGAAGCUCGAGUCUCCCCCCCGGUCAACCACGAAGCUCCUGAGUGAUGGCAGUCAGGUCCCGUUUUCAACAACUCCAAGCACACCACCAGAGGAAAACCCCCCCGCUCACAGGAUGGCCGAACACAGCCCCGAACAUAAUCAGCCCCCUGAACCCUCUCAAGUGACCGAUGAGACUGUCGAGAGCAUAACCUCGACUGAGGAACAUUCAGCUGCCGCCCUCAACACGAGUUCAUCAAUCAAGGAGGAGACCGAGGAGGAACUAAUUCGGGCUGAGUCCGAAACACAUGAAGGUCAAGGUGCGGAAGACUUGCCUAUGCCCACAUAUUAUGGUGACAUGGUCGCCAAAUACGAGACCAGAAUCCUCUCUGCAUCACCCUUCGUCAAGUUCACUCAACCAUACCUGCUCAUGAAAGCCCGAGAGCAGGAGAGGCGUCUGGUGUAUCUCAAACGUCUUCGUGACCAGGACAUCGUCGAAGAACUCGGAGAAAGCGAGAAGAGUGAGCCUCAGCCUAGGCAAUUUCAGCUUAUCAAGCCUGAAAUGGUGCAUGAACUCGGCCAAAAGGCCCCGCGCCACAUCAUGGAGGUGCUUCAUGCUGUCUACGAUGCGGAAUAUGACAAGGCCUUGUACAACUACCAGACCCAAACCAAGCAGUGGGAGAAUUACAUCCAGGGAAGCCUCGACCUAUUUGAUCCUCACUCACACCAGAGCAUCGUUGUUCUGUACUCGGUUACGUGUAAUGUGACCCAAGUCCCAUGCACGGAGCCCAGCGUCGUGGCUUUUGAGUUCUAUAGGGAAACUCCGGACGCACAUAGUGGGAUGUACCAAGACUGCACCCUGGGGCAGUACAUCGAGGACGUCUGCGAAAGCGCUGACUCAAUCUGUCACUCCAAUGGAUGUGACCGAAAGAUGUUUGAGCAUUACCAGACGUAUGUUCACGAAAACGCGCGAAUCACGGUCAUGGUGGAGGACAAGCCAAAAUGGCCAGAGAACUUCCCCGAGAGACCACACGAAAGAGAUGGUUGGAAAGAUGGCACCGGAAUCUGCAUGUGGAAUUACUGCAAGGUGUGCAACAACCAUUUCGGGCUGAUGCCCAUGUCUGUGAGCACCUGGAAGUAUUCUUUCUCGAAGUAUCUGGAAUUAUCGUUCUGGAGCCGUGGUUUACGCCUUCGUCCAGAGACAGGAUGCCCUCAUGAUCAUCAGAAAGACCAUGUUCGGUUCUUCUACUACCUAUAUCGCGACAUUGCCGUCAGGAUACACUACGAUCCGAUCGACUUGUACGAAAUCAUUGUCCCUAGGUCAAGAAUCACAUGGAAGGUAGACCAUGACCUGAGGUUGAAGAAUGAAGUCUUUACCAAGGCAGAAGAGCGCUGGAACCGCUUUAUCAACUCGGUCAAGGCCAGGUUGAAGAGCAUCAGAAUCGACAGCGUCUUGCCGGAGAAAACGGAGCACUGCAAAGCCGAAGUGGAAAGAAUGACAAAGAAGGUACAAGAGGACCAGGCCGAGCUGAUUCAAGACCUUCAGGACGCCUACAUGGGCUCAAAGUACUACGAGGUUCUUGCCAUGAACGGAGUUAUACGUCAGAUGGCGGAGAGAGCUACUGAAUGGGACGUGGCCUUUACCAAAUUUGAGGCCGACUUCCUUUCGGACAAAGAUGUUCGCCAGUUGACUAUUAUCCAGCUGAAGAAGAUGUUUGACCCAAAAUCCGGAUCCUCAGGUUCUGAACUUGGGGAGAAGCCGUCCUCUGAGGCAACUCACUCCAAUGCCAACGCCGGCGAACCGGAAAUGAAAGAAAAGCCAUCGCAGCCAACGGAAGAUGAAGGCCCUAGCCCCAAGACGCAUUCUCCAGUGUCUUCCGCGACCAAACCUGUUUCUGUGGUAAGGGGGGAAGCAGUGGAUGAAGCCGGGUCCAUUCUGGGAAGAGUCGAGCCUCUUGACCUUGCAACUGCAUCCUCGCCCACGCUCAUUAGAAAUGGGGCGGAUCCGGUUCUGGAAGCAGCAAAAGUCACAGUCAACGAGCCAACGCCGAUCGUCACAGCCGCAACCCCCACACCACUACCGACACCUCUCUCAAAACUCAACGAAGCACCUCAAUUUACCGGUGGCGAGUUGUCUUUGGCUGAAACGAUCGAACUCAAACGCCGAGAACAACAGGCAGCCAUGCCUGAGGCUAGCACCUCCGCCGCCGGCGGUGAGGGUUCGAUGGAAGGUUUCAGGCCUAUUGUACCGGAGCGCACGUCAUCCCGUAAGGCGGGUUUGACGGUGUCGCCUCCCUUAACACGGGCCAUUUCACAGCCAGUGGGAGCCAUUCCGAAGCUACAGUCCGCCAUUCCGAAGGCUAAAGAGCAUAAGAUGCCUGAGCCGGGUGAUCUUGCGCGGGCAACAGGAGAGGGCUCAUCUCUCAAGGGAGAUAAGAAGUUCCUUGGGAUGAAGAUCCGUCCUUCUGCUAUCCCACGCUAUCGGCAUAGGAAUUCGAAGGUGUUCACUCUUGCGCGUCACUUUGAGGAGUUGAGUCGAGAGUUUGAGAAGGAGCGAAUCAAGGACAAGAGAGAGCGGCAGGCCAAGAUGUCUUUUCCACGUGCAUAUCUGCCACGUUCGACUACCAAGGCCAUCGUGGAGAUCUACGAGGAUGUCGACCAGGCUGUUCAGGAACCCGGUACUGCGGAAGAGGGCCACCCUGGUGACAAGGACUCGAAGGACAAUAGGCCAAUGGAGGGUUCCUCUCCGCCAGAUCAAGCCCAAGGGGAUCAUGCCAGAUUGUCUGCAGACCAGGGCCGCACUUCGUCAGUUGAGAUCCCAUCCCGAGAACCUACUCCUGAAGAUCGGGACCACGAAGCGGACGCAGACGAAGGACAACACGAGAGCGAAGCCGAGUCCGAUGAAGAAGGUGCAGAAAGUGAUGCCGACCGGUCAACAUAUACGUAUGACGAUAUCCCGACUGAUGUCAGGGACCUGGCUGCAUCCAUCGAGCCAAGUGAGGAAAUACCUGAGGAGCUACCAAAACACCAAAGGAAGAGCCUCAUGACUAUGCUCACCAACUUUUGGGCUGAACGCUCCGCCAGUGGAUGGCCCGCGCUUGACUACCCUUACAAUUCGACCGAUCACAUGUUCACGGACUCUAACGUGAUUGUCAGAGAAGACGAGCCAAGUUCUGUUGUCGCCUUUGCGAUGAACUCCAUGGACUACCACAUCCAACUUCGAAACAUCCGAAGGAACUCCAGGAGAACCCAGCAGCAGCAACAACAACAAAGGCAGCAGAAAGAGCAACAGCAGCAACAGCAGCAACAACAGGAGCUACCAUCCCAGGAUCCCGAAGAGAGCAGCGACAGCGGCAUGCUAGAAAUCAAGGGCGGCGGCGCCGGUCCCGACCUCAGCGAAGCCGAACUCGAACAAAGCAUGCUCCGCCCCUUCGGCACCCACCUCAAGUUCCAAUUCACGGAAGGCUCCGGCAAGUUCACCUGCAAGAUCUUCUUCGCCGAGCAAUUCGACGCCCUGCGGCGCAAGUGCGGCGUCGGCGACCGUAUCAUCGAGUCCUUGUCUCGCUGCUUGAAAUGGGACUCCAAAGGCGGCAAAACCAAGUCCGUCUUCCUCAAGACGCUCGACGACCGACUAGUCAUGAAAUCCCUUUCCCCCAUCGAAACCUCGGCCUUCCUUGGUUUCGCGCCCGUCUACUUUGAAUUCAUGGCCCAAGCUUUGUUUCAUGACCUCCCCUCCGUCAUCGCCAAAAUGCUCGGUUUCUUCCAAGUAAUCAUCAAAAACCCGCUCACCAACACCGAAGUCAAACUCGACCUUUUGCUCAUGGAAAAUUUGUUUUAUGACCGCUCCCCCACCCGCACCUUCGACCUAAAAGGGUCCAUGCGCAACCGCAAAAUCCAAUCGACCGGCGAACAAAACGAAGUCCUGCUCGACGAAAACAUGGUCGAGUACAUCUGGGAAUCUCCCCUCUUUGCACGGGAGCACUCCAAACGUUUGCUCCGAGCAUCCGUCUGGAACGACACCCUCUUUUUGGCAAGACAAAACGUGAUGGAUUACAGUCUCAUGAUCGCCGUCGACGAGAACAAGAAGGAGUUGGUGGUGGGCAUUAUCGAUUGCAUCCGCACUUGGACGUGGGAUAAACGCCUCGAGAGUUGGAUUAAAGACAGGGGGUUUGCGGGGGGAGGGAGGAACAGGCCGACGGUGACGAGUCCGAAGGAGUAUAAGAGUCGGUUUCGAGAGGCUAUGGCUAGGUAUGUGCUUUUUGGUCCUGCGAGGUUUACGUGCUUGGUUACGAGGGGGAGGGAUGGGGGGUUGGUUUUGUUGAGGGGGUUGGUUUAAUCAUGUUCGCAUGAACAAGGUGUUCGAACGGAUGAGGGAGGGGUGGUUGGAGUGGACGUUGAAAUUGCCUGCU